GCCCCUGCGCCCUAGUCCGGCCUCGUCGGCGGGAGCGCGCGGAGACGCCGGGGCGCCGGGCGAGCCAUGCCCACCAACUUCACCGUGGUGCCUGUGGAGGCGCGGGCGGACGGCGGCCAGGAUGAGGGUCCCGAGCAGACCGAGGCGCCGGGCCCCCCCGAGGGCGGUGAGCCCAACUGCCCGAGCCAGGGAGAUGGAAACCCCGGGGAGAACAGCCCGUUCAUCGGCAGCAUGGACGUGGACGGAGAGAGAGCCUUCGAAAGGAAGAGCAUGGCGCUCUUUGAGGAGGAGAUGGACAGCAACCCCAUGGUGUCCUCGCUACUCAACAAGCUGGCCAACUACACCAACCUGAGCCAGGGCGUGGUGGAACACGAGGAGGCCGAGGACAGCCGGCGGCGCCAGGCCAAGAGCCCCCGCAUGGGCACCCUCAUCGGCGUCUACCUGCCAUGCCUGCAGAACAUCCUGGGUGUCAUCCUCUUCCUGCGCCUGACCUGGAUCGUGGGGGCGGCCGGCGUCCUGGAGUCCUUCCUCAUCGUGUCCAUGUGCUGCACCUGCACGAUGCUGACCGCAAUCUCCAUGAGUGCGAUCGCGACCAAUGGCAUGGUCCCAGCGGGCGGCUCCUACUACAUGAUAUCGCGGUCUCUGGGGCCGGAGUUCGGGGGCGCCGUGGGCCUCUGCUUCUACCUGGGCACCACGUUCGCGGGGGCCAUGUACAUUUUGGGGACCAUUGAGAUUUUUUUGACCUACAUCUCCCCCAGUGCGGCCAUCGUGCGGGCUGAGGGGGCGGGCGGCGAGGCCACAGCCCUGCUGCACAACAUGCGUGUGUAUGGGACCUGCACGCUGGCCCUCAUGGCCACGGUGGUCUUCGUGGGCGUCAAGUACGUCAACAAGUUGGCCCUGGUGUUCCUGGCCUGCGUCGUGCUGUCCAUCCUUGCCAUCUAUGCCGGCGUCGUCAAGACCGCCUUCGACCCACCUGACAUCCCGGUCUGUCUGCUGGGGAACCGCACGCUGUCCCGACGUAGCUUCGACGUCUGUGCCAAAGUCCACGCCACCAGCAAUGGCUCGGUGACCACUGCGCUCUGGGGCCUCUUCUGCAACGGCUCCACGGCCAGCAUCUCCUGCGACCAGUACUUCGCCCAGAACAACGUCACGGAGGUCCAGGGCAUCCCCGGUGUGGUCAGCGGCGUCCUCCUGGAUAACCUGUGGAGUGCCUACGCGGAGAAGGGGGUGUUUGUGGAGAAGAAGGGCGUGCCCUCGGUGCCCGUGCCGGAGGAGAGCAGGGCGGGCGGGCUGCCCUACGUGCUCACCGACAUCACGACCUACUUCACCAUGCUGGUCGGCAUCUACUUCCCCUCCGUGACCGGCAUCAUGGCGGGCUCUAACCGGUCCGGGGACCUCAAGGACGCCCAGAAGUCCAUCCCCACUGGAACCAUCCUGGCCAUCGUGACCACGUCUUUCAUUUACCUGUCCUGCAUUGUGCUCUUCGGGGCUUGCAUCGAAGGCGUGAUCUUACGGGAUAAGUUCGGGGAGGCCCUGCAGGGGAACCUCGUCAUUGGCAUGCUGGCCUGGCCGUCCCCCUGGGUCAUCGUCAUUGGGUCCUUCUUCUCCACCUGUGGGGCUGGCCUGCAGAGCCUGACGGGGGCCCCACGCCUGCUGCAGGCCAUCGCCCGGGACGGCAUCAUCCCUUUCCUUCAGGUGUUUGGCCACGGGAAGGCCAACGGGGAGCCCACGUGGGCCCUGCUGCUGACGGCCCUGAUCUGUGAGACCGGCAUCCUCAUCGCCUCUCUGGACAGUGUGGCCCCCAUUCUCUCCAUGUUUUUCCUCAUGUGCUACAUGUUCGUGAACCUGGCCUGCGCCCUGCAGACCCUGUUGCGCACGCCCAACUGGCGCCCGCGCUUCAAGUAUUACCACUGGACGCUCUCCUUCCUGGGCAUGAGCCUGUGCUUCGCCCUGAUGUUCAUCUGCUCCUGGUACUACGCGCUCUGCGCCAUGCUCAUUGCCGGCUGCAUCUACAAGUACAUCGAGUACCGUGGGGCCGAGAAGGAGUGGGGCGACGGCAUCCGGGGGCUGUCGCUGAACGCCGCCCGUUACGCCCUGCUGCACGUGGAGCACGGCCCCCUCCACACCAAGAACUGGAGGCCGCAGGUGCUGGUGCUGGUGAACCUGGACGCCGAGCAGUGCGUGAAGCACCCCCGCCUGCUGUCCUUCACCUCGCAGCUCAAGGCCGGCAAGGGCCUGACCAUCGUGGGCUCCGUGCUAGAGGGCACCUUCCUGGACCAGCACGUGGAGGCCCGGCAAGCCGAAGAGAACAUCCGGGCCCUGAUGGGCGCCGAGAAGGCCAAGGGCUUCUGCCAGCUGGUGGUGUCGUCCAACCUUCGGGACGGCAUGUCCCACCUGAUCCAGUCGGCUGGCCUGGGGGGCAUGAAGCAUAACACGGUGCUCAUGGCCUGGCCCGAGGCCUGGAAGCGGGAGGACAGCCCCUUCUCCUGGAAGAACUUCGUUGACACCGUCCGUGACACCACGGCGGCGCAGCAGGCCUUGCUGGUGGCCAAGAACGUGGAUCUGUUUCCGCAAAACCAGGAGCGCUUCAGCGACGGGCACAUCGACGUGUGGUGGAUCGUGCAUGACGGGGGUCUGCUUAUGCUGCUGCCUUUCCUGCUGCGCCAGCACAAGGUGUGGAGGAGGUGCCAGAUGCGUAUCUUCACGGUGGCCCAGGUGCACGACAACAGCAUUCAGAUGAAGAAGGACUUGCAGACGUUCCUGUACCACCUGCGCAUCAGCGCCGAGGUGGAGGUGGUGGAGAUGGUUGAGAACGACAUCUCGGCCUUCACCUACGAGCGGACGCUGGUGAUGGAGCAGAGGUCGCAGAUGUUGAAGCAGAUGCAGCUGUCCAAGACGGAACAGGAGCGGGAGGCUCAGCUAAUCCACGACAGGAACACCACCUCCCACUCUGCCGUGGCCGCCAGGACCCAGGCCCCGUGCGCGCUGGACAAGGUGCAGAUGACCUGGACGAAGGAGAAGCUGGUCGCCGAGAAGUACCGCAACAAGGACACCGGCGUGUCCGGGUUCAAGGACCUCUUCAGCCUGAAGCCAGAAUGGGGAAGCCUCCCCGAAACCCGAGUGCAUCACACCCUGAGGGAACAAAACGUGCAGAUGAGUCGGGGAACGCUGGGCCGAGUCCUGCACUUCCUGCCGUGUUUUCACGACCUCGAAGUGUCCUACGAGUAAAGCCGCCUAAUUAAAAAGACAAAAACAAACCCGUGGACACAGGAGUGCGUGUCCCCCCCAAGAAGGCGCGGUGAGCCGUGGGCCCGUGCCCCGCGUGCGCCUGCCGGGGGUCCACAGGGUGCGAGCAGCGGACGGAACCCCACUCCCGUCUGGCUUCUCCUCGGGGUGGGCUGGAGGGGCUCCCGGAAGGUUGGAGGUCGGCCCACAAGUGGCACGUGCCCCACUAAAGCUCCCCACGGUGGGCGCCCUGCGGCGGGUUCGCUGGCCCCCGGGCGUGUGGGCGUCUCUCUCUGUUUCGCCAGCCUCCUCCGUGUCUCCGUCUGGAGCCAAGGGUCUGGAUUUCCACCUUAGCCCCCACGGAGCCUUCCUCCGCCCCGGGCGGCCCCCGCCCGAGCCGCAGUUCCCAGCCUCAGAGGACCCCGUGUGGGAAGCCCCUCUCCAGGCUCAGCACAUGGCCACGUGCUUCCAUUUGGUGGCCUCGUGGCCGGUUGUGGAGGCAGUGAAGGUUUCCGUUAACUUCCUGGACACACGGGCUGCCCCGCCCCACGUCCGUGCCUCUCUCGCCUCCACAGGGCCUGUCAUCUUGGAGCUGCGGGUCUGUCCAGACCCAAACUCCUGAUUUUAAGAUUAUAAGUGUUUUCAGACUGUGAACCCUGAGAGGCCCUUCAGUGUCACACACGCAUUCCUGGGAUCGCCUUGUCCCCAAACGCACUGGUAAUUGUGGUCCGUCCUGGCACCUGAUUCACGGUUCUUGUAACGAAAGACCCCUGACUGCUGUGGACGGAGACCCAAGCUGUAAUUUUACCGGAUAAAAUUGGAGAGAGGGCAGCAAGGCUCCGUCUCCCUGUUUCCCUCCUGGUGAUUGGAGGCUGUAAUUGGGUUUAUUUAGCUUAAGGCUUGCGUUGAGCAAAGGGUGUGGCCUGGAAUGCAUCCUGGGGGCCUUUCCCCUUGUGUGGCGGCCUCUGUCUGUAUGUCUGCCCAUCCGCCCGUCCCUCUUAUGUCUGAGGCACGGGUGGCCUUUGAGCUACGAAUCCUGUGUGCGGCCCCAGAGUUGGCGGUGGUGCUGGAGCGCCCAGCGCAGGCGGGGUGCUGGUGCAGUGAGGCGGGUCUUCCCAGCCGGGGUGUCUGCCCCCUGCUUCUCGGAACCCAGCUCACUGGGGAGGGGGGAGGACAAGCACGCAGGUGCCUGCGCACCUGGUGUCCCCAGUCUUGCUUCCCUGGGGAUCCUGCUUUGGGGGCCGCUGCCAGACCUGGUUGCCCGGGACGCUUCGAGAACCACCGGUGCGCAGUGGAUGCCCCGCCCGCCUUGAGGAGUGUGGGCACCGGGCAGGCAGGGAACAACGGGCACAGGGUCCGGGUCUCCAAGGGCGGGGGCUCUCGUCUUUCAGCUGUCGGCCGGGUGGACGGAGCCGGGGCUGGGCCUCAUGGCGGACGCGCUCAGCCAGCACCUCUGGCUCUGUUCCAGGACCUGGGGCCUCCAGAGCGGGUGGAAGGCUGGGCCCUUCCUCGCUCACCCUCUGCGUCGGAAGCAGCGAGGGGCAGCGUUUAGGGCAGGCUCAGCUGCAGGGCAGGGGUCUCAACGGGAGACACUCCGUGACCAGGAGGUGCACGCUGUGCCGUCGAAGGGGCUGCUCCCGCCCAAGGGGCGGUGCUCGGGGAGCAGAAGCUGACGUGCCCGGCUGUCAUCUUGGCCUCCGCGUGCAAUUGCCGUGCCGGGGGUGCUCCGGGUGGCGGGUCUGAUCUGUUUUCACCCGGCCUUCCUGACGGAAGUGGAGCGGGCAGGGUGGGGCCUGAGCCCGGCACCCAGGACCGCGGCUGGAGGUGCCGAGUGACCGUCCUCCUCCCACAGGGACCAGUCCAACGUGCGGAGGAUGCACACGGCCGUGAAGCUCAACGGCGUCGUCCUUGACAAGUCCCAGGAUGCCCAGCUGGUCCUGCUGAACAUGCCGGGCCCCCCCAGAAACCGGCAGGGGGACG
Messenger RNA from Globicephala melas (long-finned pilot whale), 5205 nucleotides. RefSeq names its product solute carrier family 12 member 7 (gene SLC12A7). Gene Ontology annotation, biological process: cell volume homeostasis; chloride transmembrane transport; potassium ion import across plasma membrane. Gene Ontology annotation, cellular component: plasma membrane. Lineage: Eukaryota; Metazoa; Chordata; Mammalia; Artiodactyla; Delphinidae. The record is from RefSeq and is a predicted model, not a curated record. Gene Ontology annotation, molecular function: potassium:chloride symporter activity.